This is a messenger RNA of Paralichthys olivaceus (Japanese flounder), 2416 nucleotides long. RefSeq names its product alpha-L-iduronidase (gene idua). The record is from RefSeq and is a predicted model, not a curated record. Gene Ontology annotation, biological process: carbohydrate metabolic process. Gene Ontology annotation, molecular function: L-iduronidase activity. NCBI's taxonomy places the organism in Eukaryota, Metazoa, Chordata, Actinopteri, Pleuronectiformes, Paralichthyidae.
ACCAGAAUCAGCUGACGGCGCCAGUGUCUCGCUGCUACGGUGAAGUUGUGGUAGUUUCUGUUCUCACAGUGAAUUAUGUUCGAGGUUUCUGCUCCAUCGUGUCGCACACACAAUGUGUCAGACGUGUUGGAUUGAAGUGAACUCCUCGGGGCUGAUCUCACACGUUUCCUGCUCAUUUCAGAAAGUCGUGUGUGUCAAACAUGGGGUGGGAAAGUUUCUCUGUCCUGGUUUUCCUUCUUCACUUCACCCAGACGUCAGGAGCUUCCUAUGUGAUCACAGCUGAUGUGAGGAGAGCAGCAGGAGAUCUCAAACACUUCUGGACGAGCACUGGAUUCUGCCCUCCUCUUCCUCACACCCAGGCCGACCACUUUGACCUGAGUGUCGACCAGCAGCUGAACCUGGCCUAUGUGGGCUCCGUUCCCCACGGAGGGAUCCAGCAGGUCAGGAUACACUGGAUGUUGGAGCUGGUCACUGCACAAGAUAUCGGAGGACGACCUCAGUACAACUUCACUAAACUGGACCAGCUCAUAGAUCUCUUGUGGAUGAAUGGACUCCGACCAGGGUUUGAGCUAAUGGGCAGCGUCUCGAACUACUUCACUGACUUUGAGGAAAAAUCCCAAGUAGUCGAGUGGAAGAAUCUGGUUUAUCUCAUAGCCAAGAGGUACAUCGACCGGUAUGGCCUGGGAAGUGUUUCUCACUGGAACUUUGAAACGUGGAAUGAGCCAAACAACCAUGACUUUGAUAAUGUCACCGUGUCCAUUCAAGGGUUCCUAAACUACUAUGAUGCCUGUUCGGAGGGUCUGCGUGCUGCCAGCCCCCUUCUGAAGUUCGGGGGUCCCGGGGACUCCUGUCAUUCCCCCCCACACUCUCCGUACUGCUGGGCCAUGGUGCAGCACUGCUACGAUGGCACCAACUACUUCACUGGAGAGACUGGAGUCAGGCUAGACUUCAUCGCCCUGCACAAGAAGGGAGGAGGCUAUUCGUUGCCCAUCCUCCAGCAGGAGAUCCAGACAAUGGGGGAGAUCCAGGAGCGUUUCCCCCGGUUCCGCAGCCUCCCUGUGUAUAAUGAUGAGGCUGAUCCUCUGGUGGGCUGGUCCAGGCCUCAGGGGUGGAGGGCUGAUGUGACCUACGCUGCCAUGGUGGUGAAGGUGAUAAACCAGCACCAGGAUCUGCUGCUGUCAGACCCUAACAGCACCAUCAACUACACCCUGCUGAGCAACGACAACGCUUUCCUCAGCUACCACCCGCACCCCUUCACCCAGCGCACGCUGACGGCACGAUUCCAGGUCAACAACACCCAGCCGCCUCACGUCCAGCUCAUCAGGAAGCCUGUCCUCACUGUCAUGGGCCUGCUGGCUUUACUAGGAGAGACCCAGGUCUUGGCUCAGGUUCUGAACGCAGCAGGAACCAGCAACAGCACAGUGGGAGUUCUCGCCAGCAGCCACGAGCCUGUGAUGCCAGGCGGCUCAGACAGCUGGCAGGCGGCAGCGCUGGUCUACAACAGUGACGACAACCGCACCUCCACCGACACUGAUGAUGUCACCGUGUCACUGACAGGACUGGCAGCACAAAAGGGUCUUGCGUAUGUCACAUAUUACAUCGACAACAACAUGACCAACCCGUACCAGCUGUGGCAGAGCAUGGGCAGCCCCGACUAUCCCACAGCAGAACAGUUCAGACGGCUCAGGGGGCUGGAGGACCCUCAUGUUGAUGGACCCUGGGAGAUUCCUGCAGGCGACACUCUGACUCUAAAAGCCAAACUGUCCGUGCCCUCCGUUCUCCUCAUCCACGUUUGUGCUCGGCCCAAAGCUCCGCCCGACCAGGUUAAUGGAUUACGCUUCAUCAGAAUCACCAAAGGCCAAGUUCUGAUCAUCUGGUCUGAUCACUGUGUUGAUUCCAAAUGCAUCAAGACUUUUGAAGUUGAAUUCUCUUCAGACAACAAGAACUUCAGCAGGAUUAAUACACAGGACACCAUCUUUACUUCAUACGUCUUUUCACCAGUGGACCUAGAAGUCAGCGGCCUGUACCGAGUGCGAGCUGUGGACUACUGGGGACGGCCUGGGUCGUAUUCACUGCCAGAGAAGUAUUCAGAGGAGCUUUAGACCACGGUGAUGUGACACCUUGAUAAAUGCAGGGUUUAAAUCAGAUUUUACUGUUGAUACUUUCUAUACAGUGUCACUUGUUUCAUCAGUGGUAUAAAAUGAAAAAUAGAUAAUAAAAUGUCAGUAGACAAUGAGAUGAGUAAUCUGAUCACACUGUUACAUAAACUGUUCCCAUCAGAACAACAAAGGUAAUAGAUGCAUUCAUGAUCUGUUCUUAUCUGUAUUUUUUAUAUAAAUUCUAUUUUGUAUACUUGAAAUGUCAAAGAUUUUUAUAUGUUAUAUGUAGAUAAUUAAAAGUUGGAUUAUCAUUGUCA